GCUCAUCCCUGCAGGCAGACAGUAGCAAAACUGUUACUCGAAAAAUGAUACUGUGCCUGGAAGAUGGGAUCCGUGAGGUGGACAUCGCUCGGAUCAGGCAAUGCAGGGCUAUCGGUAUAGCCAUGGACAAAGGGGGCGACCAUUUGGUCGUUUACGGCCGCUUGGUCGGUCCGACGGGUCUUUAUGAGAUGCUGCUGGGUGUUGUGACGCCAGAUAUGGUCCAGGAUAGCAGCAGAGGGAUGUUGGAGGCGCUGCAGUUGCUUUUGAAGCAGGUUUGCAUUAUCCCAGCCCGCUGCAGACGGCCAGCCGACGACAUGUUCAAUUCUCCAUCCGACCGUUUCGACGCUGGUCUUUACAAUCAUCUCUGCGAUCAUAUUUUUACUGCAGUGGCAGAUGGCGGGCCGACUGAGCAACGCUGCCUUUUUGAAUCUUCAGCCGCUGGACCUGAGUUGCGACAGGAGCCAGGGUACGUGCCUUUGUUGCCCCACCUUCGCUUGAUCGUGCGAGAUGCGGCUCACAGAUACAGAUCAAUCGACAAGCUCGUUAUAUCGAAGCUGCCAACUCUGUUCCAGGAAACCUUGGAAAAGCUAGUGCAUGGAGAGCGGAGCCUCGCACGAUUGCUCGAGAAAUCGGCGAAAUUCUCGCAGCUCUUUCUGGAGUGCCAGAAGGACAUGGCAGAUCGGGAAGAUGGGGCAUCUUUCUGCCGGUUCCUGAAAGGGUUUUCCUUUGCAGAUCAUCGCUUCGACAGCCGGAAACGGCCCCUGGUGCGUUUGUUUACGAUGUUACCCAUCCUGAUGGAAUGCCUUCAAAGGGUGACCGAAGGCGGCACAUCGUUUACAGAUGCUGAUGUUGUGUGGUGCCGAAAUCUGUUGCAAGAUUGGGGCGGUGACAAGGGCUACAUUCGCUUGGUGGGGUCGGCCCUGAUCGCGGCUGCAGAGUGCUUGUCGCUGUUGCGAUCCAUGCUGCUGGAGGGGGCAAUUUGGCUCCCAGCAGCUAAGGGCACCUUGGUACACUCUGUCUUGGGCGCGGUCAAGCAGCGAGUUCUUUUCACGGAUCAGAAGACGGAUCGAAGCGCUGUUGUGGUCGUGCGCUGGCCUGCGCCGGACUCUGAAGCACGACUCGAGGCGAACAGCUUCACAUGCUUCAAUCUCACUGCCAACCUCUCCUUGGGGGAACGUGAGGCUUUCGUCAGAGCGGGGUGUGAAAUUUUUCAGCUUGACGGUCAGAAAGCGUGGCGGUCAUUCGUUGGGCCCCGUGGGAAUGAGAACGGACUUUUGCAUCGUGCGCAGUACUGGGCGUCACCCGCUGGAAUUGCAGCCGCUGCUGCCGCCGAGACCCAGGCCAAGUGCCACUUGCCUGAGUCCAUGCAUCAGCGGGCGUGGCUGCGGACCUGGCAGGACUUGCAUGCAGCAGAGCGAGUUUCGGAUGCGAGUGGACAAGGUGGGAAGUCACAGCAUUUGGACGCCAAGCGUUUCAUAGAGAUAUAUCUCAGCUCCCUUGCUGGGACCGGCGUCGUCGAACGGUGGAUUGGGGAGAAAAGGUCAUUGCUGGCUGGCCGUUCUACGCUGCAUGUCCGCUCCAUCGCGGCUUCUUUGAAACUUGUGGUCCAGGAUUUGAAAGGAAGACGUCGUGAUCGCCUGAGCCCGAACGCUCUGCUCUGCAAGCCCGCUGCCGCCCGAGCAUCUGGAGGAGGGGCGCCGGUUCUCUUUCCGCCCACACCGUUCCUUUUAAGAGCGCAGCGCACUUACGCGACCUGGUUUGGCGAGAAGGCGAGCAAGGCUCGCGAUGUUCGCCCAGCAUCUUUCUCAGAACAGGUGUUGGCCCGCGCAAAGGCUGCCAAGCCCCGCUUGGAGAGCACACGGCAGCGAAGCCAAAAUUCAGAGACGGCGUGGCUCGAAUCGCAUGCUGGUGCGUGCAAGGCUGCUGUUGCUGCCUUGUCAACUGUGGAUUCUCACGCUGAGGGGGUGCUGGGCAAUCGCGUUGUCAACCCCAAUCUGGCGGAUGGCAACAGAAAACGGCUCAUGAGCGAAGCUGCUGACGAGACCUGGGAAGUGCAGCAGGAGAAGAAGCAGAAACAAAGUGCUUCUGCAAAUGCCCAGUCCAAUCAGAAGCAGACUGCUGCUAAUGCAUCCGGUCACGGGAGACCUCCAGAGCCCUCUGGUGACGCAACUGGCAGCAGCGGUACAACACGCACCCAAGUCCGCAUUUGGCAAUCUGAAGUUGGUACAACCCUGGACGAGCAGAUGGGUAUCGACUGGAGCACCGCUGACAAAGCGAUUGAGCAGCAACAGGCGGGCGGAUUGAUGCGGGCCAAGCCUGUGACUUUGCCAGCGGCGAAGACGUGCCCUCCCUUACCCAGGAAGUUCAAGCUGCUUUCUGAGUCAGACCAGGUGCUGCUUGCUGUCCAGGCCCGACGGGACAAGCCUUGGCCUGUCGAUACUUCGUUCGAGCGGGUUCCGAGGCUUGGUGUGCGUGCUGAUAUGGUGUUGGUUGGUUCAGUUCUUGGAGACUACGACAGCGCGGCAGCCCUACAAGCCCGCUUGGAUGGAGCACGACUUGCUGAUAAGACUGGGCGAGUUUUGCGCUUCCGCCCUGGAAUGGAGCUAUGCCAUUCUGUGAUCUACAUGAGUCAGUCUUUCCGCGAUGCAUAUCCGAAACAUGUCCGAGUGCUGCACGCUUGUGCGGCUCGUGCCCCGUCCAUUGGCAAGGAUAAGAAUCCUCGCCUGGACGUUCGUCUUGGACUGCCGGGUGCGGAUGAGCGGCUGAAAUUCCCUGCUAACACAUUUCAUCUUGGCUUGUCCACAGAAGUUUCAGAAGAAUGCCAGCGGCUGGACAUGAAAGGCAAUGAAGUCGAAGUCCAGACGAUUGAUUUAGCUGGCCUCUUUCGAAUGUAUGCCUCCUGCUACGAGUCGUAA
Molecule: messenger RNA, 2915 nt
Organism: Symbiodinium sp. CCMP2592
Lineage: Eukaryota; Dinophyceae; Suessiales; Symbiodiniaceae
Source: the annotation of a GenBank genome assembly